Sphaerulina musiva SO2202 is the source of this 1119-nucleotide messenger RNA. Its product is annotated as alpha/beta-hydrolase. Gene Ontology annotation, molecular function: acyltransferase activity, transferring groups other than amino-acyl groups. Gene Ontology annotation, biological process: biosynthetic process. The record is from RefSeq and is a predicted model, not a curated record. The transcript is spliced from 3 exons. Lineage: Eukaryota; Fungi; Ascomycota; Dothideomycetes; Mycosphaerellales; Mycosphaerellaceae. The coding region runs from base 1 to 1119 and encodes 372 amino acids.
AUGCCUAGCGCUAAUAAUGGAGGAGGAGGCGGCCCAGGCUCUUCAUACGAGACUUUCGAAAUCCCAGACUUCACUUUCGCAAGCGGAGCCAAACAAUCUGUCAAGAUUGCUUACCACUCUAUCAAUCCCACUUCUACUAAAGGAACUGUUCUGAUACCUACUUGCUUUGGAGGACGCAUCAAUACGACUCUGACUUUUACUACUGGAGCCCUCCGAGAAUAUCAUGUUGUCGUGGUAGCUAUGCUUGGGAAUGGCGAAAGCUCGAGUCCUUCUAAUGAUGAGACUUUUCCCCGAGAUUAUUCGCUGCGAUAUCAGGACAACAUCAAUGCCCAAUAUAUCCUUCUCACCCGCCAUCUCGGCGUCCAGAGCCUCGAAGCAGUCGUCGGUUUCUCCAUGGGUGGACAACAAGCCUACUACUGGGCAGUCAUGCACGGCUCCGACAACAAGCCCAACUCACCACCUUUCCUCAAACGCGCCAUCGUCAUCUGCGGCAGCGCAAAAACUUCCGGCCACAAUUACGCUUUCCUCGAAGGUCCGACGUCUGCAUUAGUCGCGAGUCACGACUACGUUCAAGGGCGUUUGAAUCGUAGUAAUAAUAAUGAUAAUAAUAAAAACAACAACAACCAGCAGCAGCAGCAGCAGAAAAAUGGUCUUGUCGUUGAUCACAAUCCACCCAAAGAAGGUCUUCGAGCUUUUGGACGAGCGUAUGCGGCUUGGUUGACGAGUGCAGAAUGGUUUCGGCAAGAGCUGUGGAGGGAAGUUGGCGCGAACAGUUUACAUGAUUGGUUGUAUCCCCCCGUGGCGUCGGCCGAGAGUUGGGAUCCGGAGGAUUUGAUUACGCUGGCGAGGAUGUGGCAGGCCGGGGAUGUGGGAGAUGUUUUUGGAGGAGGAGAUUAUAAGAAAGCUUUGGCGAGCAUCAGUGCAAAAGUCUUACUGAUGCCUUGUACGACAGAUCAGUAUUUUGUUGCAGAGGAUUGUGCGAAUGAAGUCAAAUUUUUGCAAAAAGGGAAAUAUGAGCCGAUUCCAUCCGUGUGGGGACAUAUUGCGGGUGGUGGAGCAAAUCCCAAGGAUACGGAAUGGAUGGAUGGAAAAAUAGCGGAAUUUAUGAAAGAGGAUUGA